CUAAAAGUUGGCCAGGAGAGGUCUGAAGGCCGAGCCUCAAAGGCUCUGAGGACCUGCGGGGCAGGAUCUGAGGGAGGGGGCGCGGCGAAGUCAACCGUUGAAGGGCCAGCCUGAGCAAGUUCGACGAGUGUAGCCAAGAGGAAAGGUCAGAGGGUCUGGGUAGCUGGCCGGAGAGGUAGGCUCUGGAAUAUUCAGGUGAAUGCCCGCGCCGAGGGGGAAAGGUCUGCGCCCGCAGGAAGGAUGGCAGCGAGCGGGACCCGGAGCGUACCGCGCAGGCGCAACCCCCGAGUGGGCGCCUCGGGCCUCGGCCCCCGAGCGGCGGGCAAGGCGGCAGCCGUCCGCCUCCAAGCGGAUCGCAGCAGCAUGAUCCCGGUGGCAGAGCCCCGGGCCGAAGCGGCUUCAGUCCUCAGCUGCGGGCUCCCGGAAGUACUGCUCCGCACCCCGGAAGCGAUUCCUCUGGCCGCCAGCGCGCUCCGCCUUGCGUUCCUUGUGAGACGUAGAGCUGAGCGACCGAGGCCGCGAGCGAGAUGCCGGUGGCCGUGGGUCCCUACGGACAAUCCCAGCCAAGCUGCUUCGACCGUGUGAAGAUGGGCUUUGUGAUGGGUUGCGCCGUGGGCAUGGCGGCCGGGGCGCUCUUCGGCACCUUUUCCUGUCUCAGGAUCGGAAUGCGGGGUCGGGAGCUGAUGGGCGGCAUCGGGAAAACCAUGAUGCAGAGUGGCGGCACCUUUGGCACAUUCAUGGCCAUCGGGAUGGGCAUCCGAUGCUAAUCAGGGCAAUGGUUGCCCACUACAUCCUCCUCCCAUCAGUCUCAGCCCAUGUACUAUAAUAAAACAAAAGUCUUUUGAGUAUUCUGGA
Ceratotherium simum simum (southern white rhinoceros) is the source of this 855-nucleotide messenger RNA. RefSeq names its product reactive oxygen species modulator 1 (gene ROMO1). Gene Ontology annotation, biological process: protein import into mitochondrial matrix; protein insertion into mitochondrial inner membrane. The record is from RefSeq and is a predicted model, not a curated record. NCBI's taxonomy places the organism in Eukaryota, Metazoa, Chordata, Mammalia, Perissodactyla, Rhinocerotidae. Gene Ontology annotation, cellular component: TIM23 mitochondrial import inner membrane translocase complex.